AUGAUGAAUAUUGAAACAUUAGACGGCAGCAAUGAUUUAAUGAAAGAAGAAAUACUUAACAACAGCAUUAAGAAUGUAAAACAAGAACCAAUUUAUGAAAAUGAUCAAGAUUUGUACACAAGUAUGAUUAAUUAUGAAGAAGUGACUGUUAAAAGUGAAAUAUUAGAUGAAAAUGUUGUUAUGGAAGGUGAACAAAUUGAAAAUGAAACACCAGAAGAAAGCAAUAAUGAUAGUGAUAGUGUUCAAAAUAAUUUAGUUCAGCAUAAACGUGUUCAUAGUGGCGAAAAACCGUUUUCAUGUGAUGUUUGUAAUAAAACAUUUACUCAACGAAGUACUUUAGUUAAGCAUAAACAGGUUCAUAGUGGACAAAAACAAUUUUUAUGUGAUGUUUGUAAUAAAACAUUUAGUCAGCAAGCUUAUCGACAUUAUUUAAUUACACAUAAACUAAUUCACACCGGUGAAAAACCAUUUUCAUGUGAUUUUUGUGAUAGAACAUUUACUCAACAAAGUAAUUUAGUUGCACACAGACGGAUUCACACUGGAGAAAAACCAUUUUCAUGUGAUAUUUGUAAUAAAGGAUUUACUCGCCAGCUUCAUUUAGUUCACCAUAAACUUAUUCAUACUGGAGAAAAAUCAUUUUCAUGUGAUAUUUGUAAUAAAUCAUUUCCUAAUGAAAGAUCUUUAGUUAAACAUAGACAGAUUCACAGUGAAGAAAAACCAUUUUCAUGUGAUAUAUGUAAUAAAACAUUUACUUAUCAACAUUAUUUAGUUAAACAUAAACUAAUUCACACCGGAGAAAAACCAUUUUCAUGUGAUUUUUGUAAUAAAACAUUUGCUCAGCAAAGUAAUUUAGCUUGCCAUAAACGUAUUCACAGCGGAGAAAGACCAUUUUUAUGUGAUAUUUGUAAUAAAAGAUUUACUCAACAAAGUAAUUUAGUUAAACAUAAACUAAUUCAUACUGGAGAAAAACCAUUUUCAUGUAAUUUUUGUAAUAAAACAUUUACUCAGCAAACAUCUUUAGAUAGACACAAACGUAUUCAUACUAAAUAAAAACCAUACCAUUGUAGUACAAUCAUCCUAGAGAAUCGAGAAAAAAUUAUCUACCUAAAUAUUAGAUAACAACAAUAUUACAGUAAUCCUAGCCGAAAUGCUAUAUAGUAAAUCGCAUUUGGGGGGGACUUUUUGGUUAUGGUUAGAGUCAGGAAUUAUCUAAGAGAGGGGUUCAAACUUUUUCAUCUUAGUUCAUAAUCAAUAAAAACAAGAAACACUUUUUUCGAAUAAGAUAACCUUUUAUUAAUUCAAAAUAUGAUAUUCAGUUACUGUUCAAUAAUAAGCUAAUUCUACGAGGGACAGUCACUAUUCAAUAAGUUAAUUUUGUCACUAUUCAGUUCAUUCAGUCACUAUUCAAUAAUAAGGUAAUUCUGCGAGAGACAAAAAACACUUUUCCAAAACUCUGUACGCAUCGACCUCUACACCGAGAUGUAUAUCGAGCGAGGCUAAACUGACUAGAGGGUCUUAAGAUAUUGUUGACCUAAGCCAUACAUCCUAUAAAAAAAAAAACGCACGCCCUUACACAGAGUAUAUUUGAAUAACCCAGCUUGGCUUUUUAUGGAGGAAUUACUCUGAACAAAAUAUUUAAAGUAACAGCACAUCCUUUUUCUUGUAAAAGCACACCCGAAAAUCAAAAAAUUUAAU
This is a messenger RNA of Chrysoperla carnea, 1695 nucleotides long. Its product is annotated as gastrula zinc finger protein XlCGF8.2DB-like. Gene Ontology annotation, molecular function: DNA-binding transcription factor activity, RNA polymerase II-specific; RNA polymerase II cis-regulatory region sequence-specific DNA binding. The transcript is spliced from 3 exons. The record is from RefSeq and is a predicted model, not a curated record. Gene Ontology annotation, cellular component: nucleus. Lineage: Eukaryota; Metazoa; Arthropoda; Insecta; Neuroptera; Chrysopidae. The coding region runs from base 1 to 1050 and encodes 349 amino acids. Gene Ontology annotation, biological process: regulation of transcription by RNA polymerase II.